GUUGAGCGCUGAGCACGCAGUCGCACGGUUCGGUCUGAUCCAGGAGAGGUUAUGUUUGGUUUCGGGGUGAUAGAAGACGUUGAAUCGUAGUGGAUUAAUCUCAGAACAAGGGCAGAGAGAGCUGACGUCAAUCUACAAUGCAUCACCAUCACUAUGGAUCAUCCAGAGUGGACGCAUCUCUCCACUUGAUUGACAAGCAAAAAGGGAUGGGCUAUGUACGGGAAGAGUCUUGUUAGGUGGAGAAGACCCAGUCCUUAAUCACACAAGUAUCAACCAUGAAACUCAACCGAUCCUGAACUCUGCCUAUACACAAACGCCCAAAAAUGGCCUCCAUAUACUUAUGGAAGCUAUCGUCCCAGAAGCUAGGCUUCUUCCUAGUGAGUUUCGGCUUCAUCUGGGGCAUGAUGCUGCUGCAUUUCACCAUCCAGCAAAGGACGACACAUGAGAGCAGUGCCCAGCUACGCAUGCAGAUCCUUGACCUGAGCAAGCGCUACAUCAAAGCUCUGGCUGAGGAGAACCAGGGCGUGAUGGACGGACCUUACGUGGGGACCAUGACUGCAUACGAUCUGAAGAAGACACUCGCUGUGCUGCUGGACAAUAUCAUGCUGAGGCUGUCCAAGCUUGAGUCCAAAGUAGACACCAUCAUCAUCAACGGCUCGGCAUCCAACCUGACCAACGGCACAGUGGCUCCUGCGCCCAGCUCUGCCAACAGCGAGAAGGUCAACGUGGCAGACCUGCUUAGUGGAGCGCAGGAAAAGUGUGAGCUGCCACCUCUUGACGGCUUCCCGCACUGUGAAGGCAAAAUGAAGUGGAUGAAGGACAUGUGGCGUUCAGAUGCCUGCUAUGCAAAUUAUGGCGUGGAUGGAAGCAUGUGCAGUUUCUUCAUCUACCUGAGCGAGGUGGAGAACUGGUGUCCUCGUCUGCCGUGGAGAGGCAGUAACACUGACGAUUUUGAAAAGCAAGGACAGCUGGAGAUCCGGACGAGUCUGGACGAGCUGUAUCGCGUGAUGUCUCGGCGUGAGGAGUUCCGCUGGAUGAUGUUGAGGAUCAAGCGGAUGGAGGAGCCAUGGCUCAGCGCCGUGCACUCCCUCAGCCUCAAACAAGACCUGCGCAGUCGCAAACGAAAGAAGAUCCUUGUGCACCUGGGCCUUCUGACAAAGGAGUCUGGCUUCAAGAUAGCGGAGAAUGCGUUCAGCGGGGGUCCACUGGGGGAGCUGGUGCAGUGGAGUGACCUCAUCACCACUUUAUAUCUGCUGGGCCACGACAUCCGCAUUUCAGCCUCCAUCGCUGAGCUUAAAGAGAUCAUGAGGAAGGUGAUGGGAAACAAGUCCAGCUGUCCCACACAAGGUGACAAAGUAGUGGAGCUCAUCUACAUCGACAUCGUGGGCCUGUCUCAAUUUAAGAAGACGCUAGGGCCCUCAUGGGUGCACUACCAGUGCAUGCUGCGAGUGUUGGACUCGUUCGGGACGGAGCCAGAGUUUAACCACGCUCACUACGCUCAGUCUAAAGGCCACAAGACUCCGUGGGGCAAAUGGAACCUUAACCCUCAGCAGUUCAACACCAUGUUCCCUCACACUCCUGAUAACAGUUUCCUGGGCUUCGUGGUGGAGCAGCACCUGAACGCCAGCGACAUCAAACACAUUGACGACGUCAAGCGCCAGAACCAGUCGCUCGUCUACGGGAAGGUCGAUAACUUCUGGAAGGAUAAAAAGAAGUACUUGGACAUCAUCCACUCGUACAUGGAGGUGCACGCGACUGUCCAUGGCAGCAGCACUGUCCAUUUGCCCGGCUACGUCAAAAACCACGGCAUCCUCAGCGGACGAGACCUGCAGUUUCUGCUCCGUGAGACCAAACUGUUUGUAGGUUUGUCCUUUCCUUAUGAAGGCCCCGCCCCCCUGGAGGCCAUAGCCAAUGGCUGUGCAUUCUUGAACCCGAAGUUCAAUCCACCCAAGAGCAGCAAGAAUACGGAUUUUUUCAAGGGAAAGCCCACACUGAGAGAGCUGACUUCACAGCACCCGUAUGCUGAGGUGUACAUCGGCCAGCCUCAUGUUUGGACUGUAGACAUCGAGAAUCCCGGAGAGGUGGAUAGAGCGCUCAGAGCCAUCCUCAGUCAGAAGAUUGAGCCCUAUCUGCCAUAUGAGUUCACCUGUGAGGGGAUGCUGCAGAGAGUCAACUCCUUCAUCGAGAACCAGGAUUUCUGUCAUGGUCAGGUGAUGUGGCCUCCUCUCAGCGCCCUGCAGGUGAAAAUGGCUCCUGCAGGCAAAUCCUGUAAACAGGUAUGUCAGGAGGAGCAGCUGAUCUGUGAGCCGUCCUUCUUCCAGCACCUGAACAAAGACAAGGACCUGGCCAGGUUUGGUGUAGAGUGCAGGACGGUGGAGAGUGUUGGGGACAUCGUGGUUCCUGCGUUCAGUGAGUCAUCACGUCAUUGUGUACUGCAGGCUGAUCUGCUGCUGUUCAGCUGUGCGGGAGCUCACCCCUCACUCCAGCGCAUCUGCCCCUGCAGGGACUACAUGAAGGGCCAGGUGGCCCUGUGCAAGGACUGCUUAUAACACACACACACACACACACACACACACACACACACACACACACACACAUUCCAGUGUUUCCCCUUUAGCUCUGGGUCGGGGUCUCGUAAUUUUAGUGUCCGAGAAUGUUUUCAUAUAGAACUGAGUAAAUUUAUACUGCCUACAUACAAUAACCAGCUACUGACGUUUUAAUGGAUAAAGUCUGUUUAUCGUGAGCAAACUAUUUAUUUUUUGUGAUGCACUUUGUUAGGCAAAAAUUCCAAAAAGGAAAUGCGUUUAGGAAAACUCGUGACUUCGUUCUGUUUUAAACUUUAAAAGAGAAAACUGUCUUUGGUGAGUCAAAGCUCUUUAAGAGCACCUACUGAUUAAUAAAUUCAGAAAUUAGUAAUAUCUUCAUUUCAGUAUUAGGUUUAUUUUCACCAAGGUUCUGGCACUCUGCUGAAAGAGUCAUACAGCAGACACAGAGGAGCCUGAAAUGCCCAGUAAUUACAAAUGCCCUCUAAUUACCAAUUACCAUUAAUUAAUUAUUCCAAAUAAUUGCCAGUCACUAUUAAUUACUAGUUCCCAAUAAUUACAAAUUAUCUCUGAUUACCCAAUCCCAAUAAUUAUGAAUUAUCAUUCAUUUCCAAUGCCCAAAAAUGACCAGUUACUAAUAACUACUAAUUCCUGAUAAUUCCUGAUUCCCAGUCAUUUCCCAAAUGCCUGCAAGUUCCCAAUAAAUACCAAUUACUCAUAAUGACAAAAUCCCACUAAUUCCCAAUGAAUACCAAUUACUCAUAAUGACAAAAUCCCAGUAAUUCCCAAUAAAUACCAAUUACUCCUAAUAACUAAAUCCCAGUAUUUUCCAAUAAAUGCCAGUUACUCAUAAUAACUAAAUCCCAGUAAUUCCCAAUGACUCAUAAAUACCCAGUCCCAAUAAAAACCAUUUACUAUCAAUUAAUAAUUACCAAUAAGUACCAGUUCCCAGUAAUGACUUAUUCCCAAUAAUUACAAAUGUCCUCUGAAUACCAAAUUCCAAUAAUCAUCAGUUACUCCAGUCCAGUCGGUCGGGGUCAAUGCCCGAACUGAUAAUCACAUCAUUAGUUUUUCAUUGGCUAAAUCAGACACAAGGCACGCCACCGCUCUUGCCGGAGCGAUUGGGGGUUAGGUGCCUUGCUCAAGGGCGCUUCAGCCAGUCCUGCUGGUCCAGGGAAUCGAACCAGCAACCUUUUGGUCCCAAAGCUGUUUCUCUAACCAUUAGGCCAUGGCUUCUGCUAUUAAUUACUAUUAAUUAUUAAUUACCAAUAAUUCCCAAUUCCCAAUAAAUACCCAUUACUAAUAGAAACUAAUUACCAAUAAUUAGUGAUUCCCAGUCAUUACAGAUGUGCACUAAUUAGCACCAUGCACUAAUUAGAAACUUGAACUGAAAAUGUUCAGAACCAGACAGUCCUGAAUGCCCACUAAUUACUGAACAAACUUGUAAUUGCUAAUAGUUUUAAUUCUCUUCCAAAAUCUUAAGGUCAGACUGAUAUUUGGGGAAACACUGCACACAUGCUCAAGGCUGAAGCUUGUGUUUCUCACAAGGCUUUACAUUUCUGAGUAAGUGAUCAAUUGUGAACAAGGUGGGAGGGAGGGACACAUGGACAAAUAAAAGACUGAACAAGGGAUGAACUGUCGUCUGAAACGGCCUGAAAUACUUGAAGGAGGCGUGCAGGUAUAUGGAACUCGUCACUGCCCCCUGUGUGUGGAGGAGACGCUCUAUAGCGCUGCGCUGGUGGACUUGAUUCGAUUUUAUUUAAUCCUCUCCGUUCCUGUGUUCUGUUUAUCACGGGACCAACGUGCCCAGGAAGGAACUUUUAUUAAAGCGCCAGGAAAAACAGGUCGGAAACUCUGCGUGUGGAGGAUUUUCUAUUCAGACUGCCUGCACUGCACUGCAUUUACAUGUACAUAUACGUUUGAAAUAGAAGUAAAUGUGUCGCAGCGUACCCACAAUGGCACAUGCAUACUCAUUUUCCUGGCCUUCUGUGUUUUGUGGCCUGCUUUCUUUGUUUGUUUGUUUUCCUUUUGAAACAGCGAGGACACAUUCUGAUCCUCAGUGGCGUGAUCAGCACUGCGAGCUACACACUCCCAAAACAAACUCUGCUAGUUCUACAAAUUUCAAUAUCAUAUAUUGAAAUUACUCAGAAAAGACGCACAAUGUUAUAGAUGUGAUGGUUAUAUCCCUGCAGCUCAUCUCAAAUCUCAUGAACAUACCGUAUGCUCAAGAUCGACGCGUUUCGAUUCUUUGAAUUCAUGUGACUUUUUUAUUUUUUUGAAGUUCCUUUCACUCUUGGAUUCUUCAUUUGCCUGUGCACUAUCCUACAUACUGAAAACCAGAUGUAAUAACACUGUACAAUUGUUCAUAUGUGUUUUUAUUUAUUUUGUAUAUCUGAUGAUUUUAAUUUUUAUUUAUAUAGUUGGUUUUUUGUUUUUUUGUUUUUUUUUUGCUUUACAGAGGGAAAUAUUAUUUAUGAUGUGUUAAGUGUGUUUGUGUGCACGUGCUUGUCCAGGACAGAUGUUGAGGACAAAAUUAUGACAGCACAGCGAUUGGCAAGAUUGUCAUCUUUUAACCUUUCUUUUAUUAUUAUUAUUAUUAUUAUGAGUCAAAAUACACUGGAAUGACCUGAAAUAAUUCUUCAUUAUAUUAAUGUAUGUGUCAAAAAAAUGUUAUUUCCAGCACAUCCCUUCAAAUAUGCCGAGAACAAGAGAAAAUCCUACCUUUUUUUGAAAGACUACUGAUGGAUAAAAGUGAGAUAGAUGUAUAUACACCGAUCAGCCAUAACAUUAUGACCACUGACAGGUGAACUGUAUAUCAUCUGAUUAUCUCAUUACAAUGGCA
Neoarius graeffei (lesser salmon catfish) is the source of this 5385-nucleotide messenger RNA. RefSeq names its product alpha-1,6-mannosylglycoprotein 6-beta-N-acetylglucosaminyltransferase (gene mgat5). The transcript is spliced from 18 exons. Gene Ontology annotation, molecular function: alpha-1,6-mannosylglycoprotein 6-beta-N-acetylglucosaminyltransferase activity. Gene Ontology annotation, cellular component: Golgi apparatus. Gene Ontology annotation, biological process: protein N-linked glycosylation. Bases 324 to 2549 code for a protein of 741 amino acids. NCBI's taxonomy places the organism in Eukaryota, Metazoa, Chordata, Actinopteri, Siluriformes, Ariidae. The record is from RefSeq and is a predicted model, not a curated record.